Molecule: messenger RNA, 291 nt
Organism: Trichosurus vulpecula (common brushtail)
Lineage: Eukaryota; Metazoa; Chordata; Mammalia; Diprotodontia; Phalangeridae
Product: non-histone chromosomal protein HMG-17-like
Exons: 1
Coding region: 1-273 (90 amino acids)
Biological process (GO): chromatin organization
Cellular component (GO): chromatin; nucleus
Molecular function (GO): nucleosomal DNA binding
Source: RefSeq, a predicted model, not a curated record
AUGCCCAAGAGAAACGGUGAAGGAGACGCUAAGGGAGAGAAGACCAAAGUUAAGGAUGAACCACAGAGGAGAGCGACACGGUUAUCUAUUAAACCUGCUCCUCCGAAGCCAGUACCCAAACCCAAAAAGGCACCUGAAAAGAAGGGAGAGAAAUUACCCAGAGGGAAAAAGGGAAAGGCUGACUCCGGUAAGCAUGGGAACAACCUUGCAGAGAAUGGAGGUGUCAAAACAGACCAGGCACAGAAAGCUGAAGGUGCAGGAGAUGCCAAGUGAAUUGUGUGAAUUUUUGAU